Schizosaccharomyces japonicus yFS275 is the source of this 756-nucleotide messenger RNA. Its product is annotated as cyclophilin family peptidyl-prolyl cis-trans isomerase Cyp2. The coding region runs from base 142 to 633 and encodes 163 amino acids. Gene Ontology annotation, molecular function: peptidyl-prolyl cis-trans isomerase activity; isomerase activity. Gene Ontology annotation, biological process: protein folding. The record is from RefSeq and is a predicted model, not a curated record. The transcript has 2 exons. NCBI's taxonomy places the organism in Eukaryota, Fungi, Ascomycota, Schizosaccharomycetes, Schizosaccharomycetales, Schizosaccharomycetaceae.
AUACAUUUUAAACAGGAAUUAUUCGCGUGCGGAUAAUUAUAAAUCUUUUAAACACGCUUACUGUUUAAACCCCGGUUUUUGUUUGUGAAUAUAUAACGUCGCGAUUCUGCUUCUGAAAACUAUCCCUCUACCAUCUUCACCAUGUCCAACUGCUAUUUCGACGUGAGCGCUAACGGCCAACCCCUUGGUCGCAUCGUUUUCAAGCUCUUUGACGACGUUGUCCCCAAGACUGCCGCCAACUUCCGUGCUCUCUGCACUGGCGAAAAGGGUUUCGGCUACGCCAACUCUACCUUCCACCGUGUCAUCCCCCAAUUCAUGCUCCAAGGUGGUGACUUCACCCGCGGUGACGGUACCGGUGGAAAGUCCAUCUACGGCCACAAGUUCCCCGAUGAGAACUUCGUCUUGAAGCACAACAAGCCCGGUUUGUUGUCCAUGGCCAACGCUGGUCCCAACACCAACGGUUCCCAAUUCUUCAUCACCACCGUCGUCACCUCCUGGUUGGACGGCAAGCACGUUGUCUUCGGUGAGGUCGUUCAAGGUAUGGACGUCGUCAAGAAGGUUGAGUCUUUGGGUUCCAACUCCGGUGCUACCCGUGCCCGCAUUGUCAUUGACAACAGCGGUGUUGUUGCUUAAACUCAACUGCGAUGAUUAUGUCUGUCCCAUGGUUAGCCGCUCGCGUCUAACCUUAGACCCGUGUGGCUCCUCAGGGAGUUUUAUAAUGUCGAAUAAAGAAAUUGAUGUCUCCAUCUCCAUUAA